AUGGCGGCCGCUCACCUCCAGGCGGUGCUGGGUUACCUGGAAGCCUUCAGCAGGGCGGCCUCGCCGGAGAAUGCUCUGGCGGAAUGUGAGAGGCAGUUCGACCUCCUUCAGGCUAGCCUCACAGAGACUGAGUUUGACUGCUCCUCUGCUUCCGAGGUUUUGGUCCUGCUAGACUCGGCAGCCGCAAAACUGUGCUUGUCAGAGCAGCAAAGGCGUCAGCUUGCGCAGGCGCUGCCCACAGCCACUGCAGAAGGGAAACCGAGCAAGCCUUCCACUAAGCGGAAGCGUCGAGACCAGCAGGACUUCUCCUACGCCUUCCGGUACUUGACGAGAAGUGUCUGGCAGCAGCUACAGGACCCCGGCCUGCGCGACUUCAAAAAGCUGGACGUGCUGUCCAGCUACCUGGCCAGCUUGGGGCUCCGCUGUCCGUCCGAGUUCACAGCCCAAGUGGUGACCUGGUACUUCUUGCUGUACGGCUCGGACCACGUGCCCAUGAACGACGCGUUGGCCGUGCACAAGCAGUACCUCUCAGUCAAGAACGCUCUGCAAAAGCACGCGCGUUUGUGUCCAAAGCUCCCCGACCUGCCGUACGUGGUGGCUCUCCCAAGCAACGUGGGCGACCUUGACCAUGCUUGGCGUGACCGUGUCUUCGCGCAAGAAGCUCCCGCGGCGGCUCCCUUUGACGACGAGGAGUUCAGGCUCAACGCAGUCGGCGUGCCGGCUCGCAUGAGCAACAAGUGGGUGCGGCUGCAGCUACAAACCCUGAAGAUGCGUACGGGCAAGACUCCGGUUGGCCCUUGUGUCCGCAGCAGUAGCGAGAUGAAGUUUGCACUGCCUCGCUGCCCCUCGACAAUGGACUGCGACUCAGACGAAAGCCCACUGUUCUUGAAGGAGCGCCGCAGGCAACCGCCGGCAGCCCUGCUGCCCCCGCCUCCGCUGCAGCCCAGCCAGCAUGCGCAGCUUCAGGCGUCUCGAGCAGAGGCGAUGACUGGGCAGCCGGCUGCGACUCCUGCCGCAUCUGGAGUUCCUCCGCUCAGUGUUGCUGAAGACAGCAAAGCUACUUCUUCACCAUCUGCAGGGCUGCUUCAGGUGUGCUCCUCUGAGAAACAGUCGCUGGCGCUGCCGGCCACGCCUCUGCAAGUCUCGGACAGGCCCUGCCAGCCUGCCAUGCAGGUUGCUCGUGGGCCAGAGACUGCGCCCGUGCUCUCUGGAGCCGCGCCAGCUACUGGUAGUUUGGCGCCUGAUGCUGCACCUCAGCCGGGUUCUUCUGCGAGUGUGCGUGGCGGACCUGCAGCAGUCCUUCAGCAAAAGGGCGGCGAGGCAUCUGGCCGAAGCUCGGUCUUGAAUGCGGCUCUGGAGCUACAGGUAGCCAUGGGCUCGAAACUGCCAAAGCUGGCGGCGCAUGCGCUGGAGGAGCCAAAGAAGAGUACGCCACCCACUAAAGGCCAAAGCCCGAAGAAGAAGAAAAACAACAAGACGAAGAAGGAGAGCAGCGCCACGGGCAAGAAGUCUGGAAAGAACCCGACCUCGAAGCCCGACCCUCGUGCAGAGGCAAAGAACAAGGGCAAGUCCAAGAAGAAGACCAUGGAAGAGCGGCAGCACUUCAAGCCAGGUUCGGCGGCGGAGCGCGCGUAUCGCAAGGCGUGCGGCGUCCCGUCGAGUCUCCUGCAGAAGUACAAGAAAGGCUGCAGCAAAUGCAGGAAGCGGCCGGGCUGCACUCGUAGCUGCUGGCUUUUGCGACACUACCAGGUCUGA
Molecule: messenger RNA, 1755 nt
Organism: Symbiodinium natans
Lineage: Eukaryota; Dinophyceae; Suessiales; Symbiodiniaceae
Source: the annotation of a GenBank genome assembly